AUGGAAAAUACACGCAAGAUGUCCAAGAGCUCGCCCUGGCUUUGCGCACUCGCAGUGUUGUGUGUUUUACUGGCGGUGGACAGCAAGAGAGCCAGACAGCCUCGCUGCCCCUCGACAUGCACAUGUACCAAAGAUAACGCGUUGUGCGAAAGCGCAGGGCUGAUCCCUCGCAGCUUUCCUCCAGAUGUCAUAUCACUAUCGUUCGUCAAGUCUGAAUUCACUGAAAUCCCGAAGGAGAGCUUCAUCCACACGCCUGCCCUGCAUCUCCUCCUUUUCACAGCCAACAACCUGGAAUCUAUAAACGAGGAUGCUUUCCUUGGUCUUCCUCAACUGGAGUAUCUGUUCAUAGAAAACAACCAAAUCACUUCGAUUUCACCGCAUGCUUUCCGUGGACUGAAAACCCUGGUACAUCUGAGUCUGGCUUACAAUAAUCUGGAAACCCUUCCCAAAGACUUGUUCAAGGGUCUUGAGGCCUUGACGAAAGUAGACUUGAGAGGGAACCAGUUCACCUGUGACUGUAAGCUGAAGUGGUUGGUAGAGUGGAUAACCAGCACCAACGCUACAGUGGACCAGAUUUACUGUAAAGGCCCCGCCUCUCAGCUGGACAAGAAGAUCAACGACAUGGUGCCGCUGUCCUUCGACUGCAUCACCACAGAGUUCGCUUCCUACCAGUCCCUGAAGUUUGAAUCCAUAUCCGUGGAGGCAUUUUCCUUUGGGAAUGACCAGUAUGUGGUGUUCGCCCAGCCCUUCAUAGGGAAAUGCAGCUUUCUAGAGUGGGAUCAUGUGGAGAUGGUCUUCAGAAGCUUUGACGACAUUGACAGCACAUCCACAGUGAUUUGCAAACCUCUGGUCAUUGACAACCAGCUCUUUGUCAUUGUGGCCCAGUUGUUUGGUGGCUCACACAUCUACAAGCGGGACACCUCUGCCAACAAAUUCAUCAAACUCCAAGGCAUUGACAUCCUCAAAAUCCGCAAACCAAACGACGUCGAGACGUUCCGCAUCGAUGGAGAAUCCUUCUUCGUCAUAGCAGACAGCUCCAAGGCCGGCUCCACCACCAUCUACAAGUGGAACGGCAACGGCUUCUACUCUCACCAAUCGCUCCACCCGUGGUACCGGGACACCGACGUGGAGUACAUGGAGAUCUCCUCCAAGCCUCACCUGAUCCUGUCCAGCAGCUCCCAGAGGCCGGUCAUCUACCAGUGGAACAAAGGCACCAAGCUGUUUGACAGACGCACCGACAUCCCCGAGAUGGAGGACGUCUACGCUGUGAAGCAUUUUCAGGUCAAAUCCGACCUCUUCAUCUGCCUGACGCGAUUCAUCGGCGACUCCAAAGUGAUGCGCUGGGACGGGGCCCUCUUUAGAGAGCUGCAGACCAUGCCCUCCCGUGGUUCCAUGGUGUUCCAGCCCUUCUCCGUGGGCAGCUGGCAGUAUGCCAUCCUGGGCAGCGAUUACUCUUUCACCCAGGUGUACCGCUGGGAUGCAAAGAAGGGCGAGUUUGUCCAUUUCCAGGAGGUGAACAUCCAGGCACCGAGGGCCUUCUCUCCCGUCUCCAUAGACAACCGGCAGUUCCUGCUGGCCUCCAGUUUCAAAGGGAAAACUCAGAUUUAUGAGCACCUGGUCAUUGAUCUGAGCGACUGAGUGAUUGUCCUCUUGACUGGUUGACUAAUUGUUUGGUUAUUUGAGUGGUUACUGUGUUAAGAAAUGGAUGUUGCAGCAGAUCCAGACAACAGUGAGAGUGUCAGGUGAUCCUAACUUGAGCAAGGCAGGCAUUAGUCUUUUCUUUAAAAAAAAAAAACUUCCAUUGAAAUCAGCGCAUGAUACAAGACAAAAACAUGUAUCUCACCCAAAUACAUUUGGAUGAAAUGCAUAUUGAGUUCAAUGCAUGCACCUCAAGUUAGGAUUAGACCCAAUAUGUUGCAAAGACAUUAAUGCAUGAGCAGGGCCGCACACUGGCCUUUAAUUCCCGAUGAAUGCAACAUCCAUGCUCAUUAAUCCAUUAAAUCCUGCCUGUAGGUUUUUUUUGUGUUCAGCUUUUCACGUGACUCAGCAAUGUUUAUACAUUUGUAAUCUCAUAUAUUUAUCUACAGAAAGUAAUGACAAAAUGUUACUUUUUAAUCUAUUAACAUGUUUAACUGAACAAAUCUGCCAAAACGAAAUGUUUACAUUUUUCUGUCUUUCCACUUGUACGCUAAAAUAUUUGUAAAUGAAGCUUUUGUAAGUUUGAGAGGGACCACGCCACUUAGAUACAUAUUUGUUAAGGAGAAUGAUUUAAAAUUAUGUUUAUAAUUUGGAAAAUAUUAACAGAAAUGUUGUGUGAGAAUGUACCUGUAAAUCUUUGCAACUAACAUUUUUAUUGCUAAUGGUUUGUAUAAUGUUUAAAGUAUUGAAAAUUACUGUUUUUCAUAAGAAGUAUGGAAAACAUUUUGGGCACACAGGAACUAUUUUCACACACUUAAAGAAACUGAAAUGAAACACUGAGGACAUUGUUCAUAAUGCUAUCCCUUUGACUAACAUGUAUCAACUGUGUCAUGAUUAGAAUUAAGUUAUUGA
Messenger RNA from Anoplopoma fimbria (sablefish), 2550 nucleotides. RefSeq names its product leucine-rich glioma-inactivated protein 1-like. Lineage: Eukaryota; Metazoa; Chordata; Actinopteri; Perciformes; Anoplopomatidae. The transcript has 8 exons. The record is from RefSeq and is a predicted model, not a curated record. Bases 1 to 1638 code for a protein of 545 amino acids. Gene Ontology annotation, biological process: myelination. Gene Ontology annotation, molecular function: protein binding.